This is a messenger RNA of Cavenderia fasciculata, 1266 nucleotides long. RefSeq lists its product as uncharacterized. The coding region runs from base 1 to 1266 and encodes 421 amino acids. The record is from RefSeq and is a predicted model, not a curated record. The transcript has a single exon. NCBI's taxonomy places the organism in Eukaryota, Evosea, Eumycetozoa, Acytosteliales, Cavenderiaceae.
AUGAUAUCACAACAACUUCAAAACGUGAUCAAGCAAUUUGAUCGAUUGAAAGCAGACUCGUUGAAACAAACAUUGGUAACAUUUGGUAAGGAGGUUCCAUCUGCACCAAAGAAGCCAGAGUUGCUUUCGAUGAUCAAGACAUUGGUGUCUGGUCAGACAUAUGCCUUUUUGCUCGAGGAUAUGGCUUUCAAGCCCAUCUUUGCCGGUGACCUCAAGAUCGACGUCGAUCAGGUGCCCAAGGAGUUUGAGACACACGGGCUGUCGGCCGCACUCGACCGUCUCAGCGCCGACUCACUCAAGAGUGUUGUCGAACAGCUCAAGCUCGGCGACGACAAUGAGGCCGAGACCAAGGCCGAGCGUAUCAGUCGUAUCGAGGAGGAAUCGUUUUUGCAGGGCGUCAACAAGAUGUUCUUUAAGCUCAACAAGGACGUGCUCAAGUGCUACUGCACCGACCUCAAGGUCACCCACUCGGGCGACACUGCCAAGGACACUGACCAAUUGAUGAAGGCCAUGUACGACCUCGAAGGUGGUGAAACCAAAGAAGACGAAGAUGAAGAGGAGCAAGAAGAAGAGGAGACCGCCGCUGCCGCACCAAAGAAACCAGCUGCCAAGGACAAGAAACCAGCUGCCAAAGACUCCAAGAAACCAGCUGCCAAGGCUGCUGCCGCCAAAGACGCCAAGAAGCCAGCUGAAGCAGUCAAGAGACAAGCUCGUGCUGCUUCCAAACGUGUUCCUGCCAAACCAGCUGCUGCUGCCAAGUCCUCAGACUCUGCAGCUGGAAAGCGUGUCAAGAAACCAGUGACCAAGCUAGAGACCGAGGUUGCUGCAACCAACGGCAAGAAGAAGGCUGCUGCCGCACCAAAGCGUAAGCAAGAUGACCGUGACUCGGAUUCUGACUCGGACAGUGAUUCAGAAGACCAGGUCGAUACCGCCCGUCCCACCAAAUCCAACCCCAACAAGCUCGGAGGAUACUACCACGAUGGCAAAUACGUUAAUCCACCCAUCAGCAAGAUUGCCAAGGGUGUAGACAGAGACACGCUCCACAACUGCUUCAACAUUGAGCCAUUGUCAGAGUUUUGUAAAAAGGAGGGCAUGACCGGCACCAGCAGUCUCAACAAACAAAAACUCAUCACUAAAAUCCUCAACUAUCUAAAGGGAGAAGACGUAAACAAAAAGGGCAAGGUACCAAAGAGCAAGAAGAAAGUAACCAAAAAAUCUAAAACCUCAUCUACAACUUCAACAACUACUACUACUUCUUCAUCUUAA